Molecule: messenger RNA, 1300 nt
Organism: Pristis pectinata (smalltooth sawfish)
Lineage: Eukaryota; Metazoa; Chordata; Chondrichthyes; Rhinopristiformes; Pristidae
Gene: pax9
Product: paired box 9
Exons: 3
Coding region: 192-1280 (362 amino acids)
Biological process (GO): anatomical structure development; regulation of transcription by RNA polymerase II
Molecular function (GO): DNA-binding transcription factor activity, RNA polymerase II-specific; RNA polymerase II cis-regulatory region sequence-specific DNA binding
Source: RefSeq, a predicted model, not a curated record
UGACUUCUGUUAGAGAAUGUCAGGAACUGUAAUAUUGACUAUUGGUCGAGCUUGAAGCGAAUGCGAACGUUAGAACAGGCCCAGGCGACGGAUACGCUCCAUAAACGUAACAAAGUAGAGCUUGUCAGAUGUUGGUUCACAGAACACAAAUACAUCCGCUGCCUGGUUAGAUGCUGGGUUGUAAAGUAUAAAUGUUAUUGACUUUUUUUCCUGAAUAUGUCUUCUUGUUCUAUUCCAUACCAGAGCCAGCGUUUGGGGAGGUAAACCAGUUGGGAGGUGUAUUUGUCAAUGGCAGACCACUGCCUAAUGCCAUUAGACUGCGGAUAGUUGAACUGGCCCAGCUGGGAAUUCGACCUUGUGAUAUCAGUAGACAGUUAAGAGUUUCACAUGGCUGUGUCAGUAAAAUCCUGGCUCGGUACAACGAGACCGGUUCUAUAUUGCCCGGUGCGAUCGGUGGGAGCAAGCCCAGAGUGACAACCCCCACGGUGGUCAAACACAUUCGAGCAUACAAGCAGAGAGACCCGGGGAUUUUUGCGUGGGAGAUCCGUGACAGACUCUUGGCCGAUGGAGUCUGCGACAAGUACAACGUUCCUUCCGUCAGCUCCAUCAGCAGAAUCCUCCGGAACAAGAUCGGGAACUUGUCCCAGCAGAAUCAGUACGAGUCGAGUAAGACUCCGGCGCAUCCGCCUCCACAGUCGGCUCUCCAAUAUAAUGCAAUUUAUUCCUACUCCAGUCCCAUCACAACGGCCGGAGCUAAAAUGCCAUCGUCGCCCGGUGUGCCCGCCAUCCCAGCACACAUGGGAAUUCACAGGACCUGGCCUUCGUCGCACUCCGUCUCCGAUAUUCUGGGCAUCAGAACAUUAAUUGAGCAGCAAGGUGCUAUUCCCAUUAGUGACAGUUCUUCUUAUCCUACUAAAGUGGAAGAAUGGAACAGUAUAAACAGGAGUCACUUCCACUCCUCAAACCAGUCUGCAGUGAAUGGACUGGACAAGUCCCCACUGGAGCAGGAAGUCAAAUAUACUCAGGGUCCCAAUGGUCUGCCUGCAGUUAGCAGCUUUGUCUCUGCCUCAAGUAUGGCUCCUUAUCCUCCUCCUACACAAGUAUCUCCCUACAUGACAUACAGUGCAGCUGCUUCCAGCUACAUGGCAACCCACGGCUGGCAGCAUGCGGCUGGCAGCACACUGUCAACUCACAGUUGUGACCUUCCCACACCACUGCCAUUCAAAAGCAUUCAAGCAGCUAGAGAAGGUAGCCAUUCGAUUGCAGCCUCUGCAUUGUAGUACAUUUAAUUACAAUUCAG